Triticum urartu is the source of this 3280-nucleotide messenger RNA. RefSeq names its product kinesin-like protein KIN-10A. Lineage: Eukaryota; Viridiplantae; Streptophyta; Magnoliopsida; Poales; Poaceae. Gene Ontology annotation, cellular component: microtubule; kinesin complex. Gene Ontology annotation, biological process: microtubule-based movement. Gene Ontology annotation, molecular function: microtubule binding; microtubule motor activity; ATP hydrolysis activity. The record is from RefSeq and is a predicted model, not a curated record.
CCUCCACCACACCCACCCCAAGCUCCCCUCCCCACCAGCUUCAAAACAAAGCUGAGUCCCGUUGCAUCCCCACCCCCAACGGCUACCUCCCCCCAUUUCAAACCCGUCUCGCGCACGCCAUCCAUCCGCCCACCAAUCACGCGGAUUUGCUCCCGCCGUCGUCUCCUCCAACGCCAGAUCCGUCGACCCAUCCCGCCCCCCGGAACCCUAGAUCGGACCGAGCCCCGGCCAGGGAUGGCGCCGCUGCCCACGCCCUCCCCCCGCACGGGCCCGCCGUCGACGCCGCAGGCGUCGGCGGGGGCCGCGACCCCGUUCCGGACGCCCACCUCCAAGCACCGCCUCCACUUCCCGCCCGGCACCCCGCGCCACGGCGCGACCGGCGCCGCCACGGAGCACCCCGUCGAGGUCAUCGGCCGCGUGCGCAACCUCACCGCCUCCGCCGCGGGCGCCUCGGUGCUGGAGGUCCCGGGCGGCGCGGGCGGGGGCGGCACCACCGUCCGGGUCCGCGGGGACGCGGGCGGCAUCUCGUGCCGCGACUUCAGCCUCGACGGCGUGUCCGUCUCCGAAGAGGAGGACCUCGAGGGGUUCUACCGCCGCUUCGUCAGGUCCCGGAUCCAGGGCGUGCGGGUCGGGGCCAAGUGCACCGUCAUGGUGUACGGGCCCACGGGCUCCGGGAAGAGCCACACCAUGUUCGGCUGCGCCAAGCAGCCCGGGAUCGUGUACCGGGCGCUCCGGGACAUCCUCGACGGGGGAGGGGGCUGUAGUACUGGUGGUGAAAGCGGCGAGGAGGAGGACGCCGGGUUCGGGGUCGGGCUGUUCGUGCAGGUCGCCGUGCUCGAGAUUUACAAUGAGGAGAUCUACGAUUUGCUCGUCGGCAGCGGUGCCAAUACUAAAGGGAACGCCCCCAAGGUGAGGCUAGAAGUAAUGGGGAAGAAAGCCAAAAAUGCAACUUAUAUAUCUGGAAAUGAAGCUGGAAAGAUAUCCAGGGAAGUUGCAAAAGUAGAGAAGCGGCGUACUGUCAAGAGCACACUCUGUAAUGAGAGAAGUUCGCGAAGUCACUGCAUGAUUAUCUUGGAUGUGCCAUCGGUCGGAGGAAGGCUGAUGCUGGUGGAUAUGGCUGGUUCUGAAAACAUAGAAGCUGCAGGCCAAACUGGAUUUGAUGCCAAGAUGCAGACGGCGAAGAUCAACCAAGGCAACACAGCUUUGAAACGAGUGGUUGAGUCCAUAGCCAAUGGUGAUUCACAUGUUCCAUUUCGAGACAGCAAGCUCACAAUGCUGUUACAGGACUCAUUUGAGGAUGACAAAUCAAAGAUUCUGAUGAUUCUGUGUGCGAGUCCUGACCCAAAGGAAUUGCACAAGACAGUUUCUACCUUGGAAUACGGUGCUAAAGCAAAAUGCAUUAUCCGUGCUGCUCAUGCAUCAACACCAAGGGAUAAAAUUAGCUCUGAGGAGUCAUCUUCAAUGCUCAAUUCAAGGAUUGUUGCAAUGAACCAGUUCAUAUACAAGCUCCAGAAGGAGAACAAGCAAAGAGAGAAAGAGCGCAAUGAGGCCCAGAAUGUCCUUCGGCUAAAGGAGGAGGAGCUAGCACAAGUGAGGGCGAAGGUUAGGCUGCUAGAAGGGCAGGGUGCAGCUGCAAAGGAGGAAGAGAUCAACUCAAAGGUCGCUGAGAAGACCAAGAUGCUGAAGAGUGAGCUCCAGAUGAUGGAAGAGAAAAUGCUUAGGCAGCAGCAAGAGCUCCUUGCUUUGAAGCGACGACUGCAGGAGGUGGAGCUUGAAAAGGCAGAUGCUCGUCAGCCUGCGCAGCAGGAUGUCAUUGGUGGUAGAUUGUUGGCACGACUAUCAGAGAUGUCUGCAGGAGGAGAUCAAUGCAUGUCAAUGGCGAUGUCGAUGUCCAUGGAUUUGGAUGCUGGAGAUCAGCCGUCUGUGCUGGAUGUGAAGGUCAUCAAGGAGGAUACUCGCCAGCAGCAGGGCCAGAUGUGGAAUCACACAUCGACAGCAGGCUCUUGCACCACUGUCCUGGAGCAAGAAGAUGUGGUCAGGCUUUCUGGGUUCCCUGAAAAGGCGGUCCUGAGCACUGUAUUUGAGGAGGGAGAUGAAGAAAGCGAAGAGAAGGACAAUGGUGCUGAGGUGGAGGUGUGCAAAGAAGUGGUGGAAGAGGAGAGUUACAAGGUGGACCGAAUGGGACAACCGCUUGCUGAACCGGACCGGACCAACCGUAUCCAGAACAUCUUCAGGCUGUGUGGCAACUACCGUGAGCUGGUCAAGAAACAAAACGCCCAAGAGUCACCGGCGGCGAAGCAGCAAGCUUUUGGAGAUGAGAACAAGCAGCCCGGAGAGCAGCAGUUGCCGGGAGAUGAGAACAUUCAGCAGGCAAAUCAGGUGUUCGGUGAUGAGAACAAGGACCCAUCAGCAGCAUGGGCAGCCAUAGAAACCCCCAUGUGCGACGUCAAGGUUGCCGACAGCCCUGUGUCGUCGCAGCUCUCGCCCAUCGUUUGCCAAGCCGUGGACGACGCCGAGCUGACAAUGCCGGAAGAGCUAAAAUCAUGCACCACAGAUGGCGAAGCAAAUGAGCUGAGCAAGGAGCGAGAGGGCUUGCUGGAUGUCUACAUCAAAUGGGAGUCCGGCAGUCUGAUCAAGGGGCUGAAGCUUCUGCCGACCGCUUGUCUUUCAGACCUGAGGAAGCUCAUCGAGGCUCACUUUGAAGAAGCCGGCAGCAAGCAGCAGCACCACCAGUUCACAUUCCUCCUCCUUGGGGACCCUUCUGGUGCUCCGGUGUCGAGGGAGAAGGAGGCGACGGUGCAGAUCAGCAGGCUGCCCAACUGGAACAACCAGACCAACAGCUACCUGGCCUGCCUGCGCGUCGCCAAGAAGCCGGCGGCGAUGGAGCAGCAGCAGCUCCACCAGACGCCCUUCAGCCCGCUGGAGAGCAAGCUCAACUCCUUGGCCCUGCACGAGGUGCAGCAGCACCACCAUGCCGCCGCGGGCGCUCUCUCGCCCAAGGUCGCCGCGCAGAUGAGCCCCAGCUACAUCCGGGAGCUCAGAGCUUGACCGAGCUUGAUUGUUACUGCUGCAUUCAUUUUCUGUCGGUUGGUUGGUUGCCGUGGGUCACAUGUCGUGACGAACUGACGACGAUGUAUCUCGUAUCUAAAAUGUAUUCUUUGGUCUGUGUAAAAUACUUACCACUCGUGAUGUAACCAUGUUACAGACAUCCCAAACAGUAUGAUUAUGAUAGAUCGUCUAGUGGAGGGGAAUGCACUUGAUCGAUCGGUUCGUUGCUUCU